CAAAAAUGUGGUUUUUCUGGAAGCUUUUGAGUACUCUACCAGAUCAUGUCACAGGACUACGAGUUAGUGAGAAAGUCAAAUUACACAUGGGGAGAAAAUAAUUUUUCAAAAUGCUGCGUUCAUGACAUUGCAAAGACCGCAUUACCCUCCGAGGCAUCCAGCCCAGCUCAGGCCCUGCCAGCCCCGUACCACAGCAGCGCGUUCCGGCUCGGGGUGCAGAACCCGGGGUUCUCUCCAGACUGCAUUUUGAGGGACCCCCAGAACGGGGAGCAGCUGAGGCGGAACUGCACCAUCUACCGGCCCUGGUUCUCCCCUUACAGCUACUUUGUCUGCACAGACCAGGAGAGCCACCCGGAGGCCUACAGCUUCCUGGAGGUGCAGCGGGACGAGAGCAGGGGGGACAGCUGCCUUCGCGAGGACCUGGCCGAGAGCAUCUGCUCGUCCUCCUCCUCCCCAGAGAACACCUGCGCCCGUGAGGCCAGCAAGAAGUCUAGGCAUGGCCCGGACUCCACGGACUACAUCACGUCCCAGGACAUUCUCACGGCCUCCAGGUGGCACCCGGCCCAGCAGAGCGGCUACAAGUGUGCGGCCUGCUGCCGCAUGUACCCCACUCUGCACUCCCUCAAGAGCCACAUCAAGGGGGGCUUCAGGGAAGGCUUCAGCUGCAGGGUGUACUACCGCAAGCUCAAAACCCUCUGGGGCAAGGAGCAGAAGGCCCGGCCCGGGGACCGGCUCUCCUCAGGCAACUGCCAGGCCUUUAAGUAG
Molecule: messenger RNA, 765 nt
Organism: Mustela lutreola (European mink)
Lineage: Eukaryota; Metazoa; Chordata; Mammalia; Carnivora; Mustelidae
Gene: SPATA46
Product: spermatogenesis associated 46
Exons: 3
Coding region: 46-765 (239 amino acids)
Biological process (GO): fertilization
Cellular component (GO): nuclear membrane
Source: RefSeq, a predicted model, not a curated record